Molecule: messenger RNA, 1989 nt
Organism: Chaetomium strumarium
Lineage: Eukaryota; Fungi; Ascomycota; Sordariomycetes; Sordariales; Chaetomiaceae
Product: alkaline-phosphatase-like protein
Exons: 5
Coding region: 1-1989 (662 amino acids)
Biological process (GO): dephosphorylation
Molecular function (GO): alkaline phosphatase activity
Source: RefSeq, a predicted model, not a curated record
AUGCUGCUCAAGCUCAACGCGGCCGCCCUGUGCAUGGCAGCUUCGCUGUCGGCCGUCUCGGCCCAGACCUUCCAGAGACUCGGCACCUGCCCGGACCUGGGCUGCGUGCUCCCGCCGGACGCGCAGGACUUCCUCCCGGGCCAGGAAUUCGACAUCCGCUUCGAGAUUCACGCGCCCAAGAACGGCACCGAGGCGUUCAACAAUGGCAUGCCCGACGAGAAGUUCACGGCCACCAUCGCCAAGAACGGCCACAAGGCCAAGAGCAUCGCCGAGUUCUUCAAGGUGGCCGAGCCCAAGCUGGAGAAAUGGACCUUCUCCUGGUUCGAGGACCUGUUCGCCAAGGACGCCAACACGCCCUCGGUCGUCAACGUCGCGUCCAAGGCGUACCGCCGCGUGGCGCUGUACGAGCCCGGCGACUACACCGUCACGCUGAAGUACUACAACGGCAAGACGACCACGGCAAAGUGGACGGUCCGCCCGCUGGCGACCAAGAAGAGGGCCAAGAACGUCAUCUUCUUCAUCGGCGACGGCAUGACCACCAACAUGAUCACCGCGGCGCGCCUGCUCGGCCACAAGACGGUCAACGGAAAGUACCAGACGCUGCUCAAGAUCGACGAGUUCCCGGUCCUGGGUCACCAAAUGACGCAUUCGAUCGACAGCUUCAUCACCGACAGCGCCAACUCGGCCUCGGCGCUGUAUUCCGGCCACAAGAGCACGGUGAAUGCCAUGGGUGUGUAUGCCGACUCUUCCCCCGACGCCUUUGACGACCCCAAGGUGGAGACCAUCGUCGAGCUCCUGCGCCGGAUCUGGGGAUCCGCCUGGGGCGCCGUCUCGACUGCCUUCAUCGCCGACGCCACGCCGAUCGCUCUGACGGGACACACCCGCCUGCGUUCGCAGUACGGCAAGCUGGUCGACCAGGCGCUGAACGGCGUCAGCAACUACUCCUGGACCCAGCACGGCGGGCCCGACGUCUUCUUCGGCGGCGGCGCCGAGCAGUUCAUUCCCGGGUCCGGCUCGUUGAACGGCAAGGACUACUACGCCGAGUUUGCCAAGAAGGGGUACUCGGUCAGCCUGAACAAGACGGCGCUGCAGGCCGCCCCCAGCGACAAGAGGGCGCUGGGCAUCUUCUGCAAGAGCAACCUGCCCGUCUGGCUUGACCGCAACAUCUUCCCGGACAACCUCGCGACGCUCAAGAACGACCCGACGGGCGCCGACGGCCCGGCCAAGGACCUGCCCGGUCUCAAGGAGAUGACGCUGAAGGCCGUCGACAUCCUGCACAAGCGCGGCGGCAAGAACGGCUUCUUCCUCAUGUCGGAGGCCGCCUCGAUCGACAAGCAGAUGCACGCGCUCGACUACGACCGCGCGCUGGGCGACCUACUCGAGCUGGACGACACUGUCCGCGCCACCGUCGAGAAGCUGAAGGAACUGCGCAUCCUGGACGACACGCUCAUCGUUGUGUCGGCCGACCACGGCCACGGCUUUGACGUCUUCGGCAGCUCCGACACCAAAUACGCGGCGGCGCAGGAGGACGACCGCGCCAAGCGCAACGCCAUCGGCGUGUACGCCAACUCGGGCCUGUCGCAGUACACGCAGCCCAAGGAGGGCGUGUCGUACGGCACCGGCGCCAACUUCCCGCUCAACUGGGACCCGCGCUACGUGAUCGCCGCCGGGCUGGGCGCCAACCCGGACCACCGCGAGAUGUUCGGCGUCGGCAAGGCUCCGCGCACGCCCGCCGCCGUGGGCGCCGACGGCGAGUACUACGUCAACCCCAAGGACAGGCCCGACGGCUUCGUCGUCAACGGCACGCUGCCCACCGACGAGGCCCAGGGCGUGCACUCGCUGACCGAUGUCCCCGUGUACGCCAUGGGGCCGUGCCAGGAAACCUUUGGCGGCACGUACAACAACAUCGAUGUGUUCUACAAGAUCGCGGGCUGCUUGGGCUUGGGCCAGCCGAAGAACCGCACCUUGGGCCACCGGGAUCUUCAAUGA